AUGCUGCGCUGCCACACGCCACCGCAAUGCGGCCGCGCGCCACUCCGCCACCGCGGAAGGCGGGAAUCGCCUCCGACGGCGGCGCCCGGGGUGGUGGUGCGGUGCGCGCGGGGUGCGCCGCAGGUGUCCGGGAUCAAGGCGGCGUCGCCAGGCCACGCGGCUGCCACGGCAGCGGCGGCGGCUAAAGCGGAAAGGGGUGACGCGCGGCCCAGCCUGGCCGAGCGGCUGCGGCUGGGGAGCCUCCUGGAGGACGGGCUCUCGUACAAGGAGAGCUUCAUCGUGCGCUGCUACGAGGUGGGCAUCAACAAGACGGCCACCGUCGAGACCAUCGCCAAUCUCCUCCAGGAGGUAGGAUGCAGCCAUGCACAAAGUCUUGGGUUCUCCACUGAUGGCUUCGCCACGACCACUUCAAUGAGAAAACUCGGACUUAUUUGGGUGACGAACCGAAUGCACAUUGAGAUCUACAAGUACCCAGCUUGGGGUGAUGUUGUUGAGAUCGAAACAUGGUGCCAAGCAGAUGGAAGAAUUGGUACUCGUCGUGAUUGGAUCCUCAAGGACCUGGCUAAUGGUGAAGUUAUUGGCAGAGCUACCAGCAAGUGGGUCACGAUGAACCAAAAUACACGGAGACUUCAGCGAGUCGGUGAUGACGUGAGGGAUGAGGUGUUUAUACAUUGUCCAAAGACUCCAAGAUUAGCAUUCCCAGAGGAAAAUAAUGGCAGUUUGAAGAAGAUUCCGAAUCUUUCAGAUCCUGCACAAUAUUCAAGACUUGGACUAGUGCCAAGAAGAGCUGAUCUGGACAUGAACCAACAUGUCAAUAAUGUUACUUACAUUGGUUGGGUCCUCGAAAGUAUACCGCAAGAUAUAAUUGAUACACACGAGUUACAAACAAUCACUCUCGACUAUAGGAGAGAAUGUCAAUAUGAUGACAUAGUUGAUUCGCUUACGAACAUAGAGGAAGGAGAGGAGAAAAGCAUGAACGGUUCUGCUUCUGCAGCGCCUCACAAAGAAGAGCGGCAGCAGUUCCUGCAUUGCUUGAGAUUUGCAGCCAAUGGGGACGAGAUCAACCGUGGCCGGACGCGCCCGCCCCGCAUGCUGCGCUGCCACACGCCACCGCAAUGCGGCCGCGCCCCGCUGCGCCACCACGGAAGGCGGGAGUCGCCUCCGGCGGCGGCGCCCGGGGUGGUGGUGCGGUGCGCGCGGGGUGUGCCGCAGGUGCCCGGGAUCGAGGCGGCGUCGCCGGGCCACGCGGCUGCAACGGCGGCUAAGGCAGAAGGGGGUGACGCGCGGCCCAGUCUGGCCGAGCGGCUGCGGCUGGGGAGCCUCCUGGAGGACGGGCUCUCGUACAAGGAGAGCUUCAUCGUGCGCUGCUACGAGGUGGGCAUCAACAAGACGGCCACCGUCGAGACCAUCGCCAAUCUCCUCCAGGAGGUAGGAUGUAACCAUGCACAAAGUGUUGGGUUCUCCACUGAUGGCUUCGCCACAACUACUACAAUGAGAAAACUUGGACUUAUUUGGGUGACGAACCGAAUGCACAUUGAGAUCUACAAGUACCCAGCUUGGGGUGAUGUUGUUGAGAUUGAAACAUGGUGCCAAGAAGAUGGAAGAAUUGGUACUCGUCGUGAUUGGAUCCUCAAGGACCUGGCUAAUGGUGAAGUUAUUGGCAGAGCUACCAGCAAAUGGGUCAUGAUGAACCAAAAUACACGGAGACUUCAGCGAGUCAGUGAUGACGUGAGGGAUGAGGUGUUUAUACAUUGUCCAAAGACUCCAAGAUUAGCAUUCCCAGAGGAAAAUAAUGGAAGUUUGAAGAAGAUUCCGAAUCUUUCAGAUCCUGCACAAUAUUCAAGACUUGGACUAGUGCCAAGAAGAGCUGAUCUGGACAUGAACCAACAUGUCAAUAAUGUUACUUACAUUGGUUGGGUCCUCGAAAGUAUACCUCAAGAUAUAAUUGAUACACACGAGUUACAAACAAUCACUCUCGACUAUAGAAGAGAAUGUCAACAUGAUGACAUAGUUGAUUCGCUUACUUACAUAGAGGAAGGAGAGGAGAAAAGCAUGAACGGCUCUGCUUCUGCAGCGCCUCACAAAGAGGAGCGGCAGCAGUUCCUGCAUUGCUUAAGAUUUGCAGCCAAUGGGGACGAGAUCAACCGUGGCCGUACCGUGUGGAGGAAGCUAGCUAGAUAA
This is a messenger RNA of Miscanthus lutarioriparius, 2181 nucleotides long. The record is from the annotation of a GenBank genome assembly. NCBI's taxonomy places the organism in Eukaryota, Viridiplantae, Streptophyta, Magnoliopsida, Poales, Poaceae.